This is a messenger RNA of Meriones unguiculatus (Mongolian gerbil), 3256 nucleotides long. RefSeq names its product NPHS2 stomatin family member, podocin (gene Nphs2). Gene Ontology annotation, cellular component: plasma membrane. Bases 84 to 1235 code for a protein of 383 amino acids. Lineage: Eukaryota; Metazoa; Chordata; Mammalia; Rodentia; Muridae. The transcript has 8 exons. The record is from RefSeq and is a predicted model, not a curated record.
UGGGGUCGCUCGGCGGGCGCUCAGAAAGCUGGGGCGGCGACUGUGUUAGCCGCGGGCUCCGGGGCUCUCCCGCUGCGCUGAGGAUGGACAGCAGGGCGCGGAGCUCUUCGAGGGAGGCGCAGCGGCGGGGUGGUAGGUCCUCCUCUAGGGAGGACAGGAGGGCGAAGGCCGAGAGGGGCAGCAGAGGCCGCGUGCGCCGGGAGGCUGGGUCAGAGCGGCGGAGCGCCGACCGGACGGGGACCCGGGGGGAGCCCCGAGCUCCCGCCGCCACCGUAGUGGACGUGGACGAGGUUCGGGGCUCCGGUGAAGAGGGCACCGAAGUGGUGGCGCUGCUGGAGAGCGAGCGACCAGAGGAAGGUGUCAAGGCCUCUGGGUUAGGAGCCUGUGAGUGGCUUCUUGUCCUUGCCUCCCUGCUCUUCAUCGUCAUCACUUUCCCUUUCUCCAUCUGGUUCUGCAUCAAGGUCGUACAAGAGUAUGAAAGAGUAAUUAUAUUCCGACUGGGACAUCUGCUUCCUGGAAGAGCCAAAGGUCCUGGCUUGUUCUUUUUUUUGCCCUGCCUGGAUACCUACCACAAGGUUGACCUCCGUCUCCAGACCUUGGAGAUACCUUUCCAUGAGGUGGUAACCAAAGAUAUGUUUAUAAUGGAGAUAGAUGCUGUCUGCUACUACCGCAUGGAAAACGCCUCUCUUCUUCUAAGCAGUCUUGCUCAUGUGUCCAAAGCCAUCCAGUUCCUGGUGCAAACCACCAUGAAGCGCCUCCUGGCGCAUAGAUCCCUCACUGAAAUUCUCCUGGAAAGAAAGAGCAUUGCCCAAGAUGUAAAGGUUGCCUUGGAUUCAGUGACCUGUAUUUGGGGGAUCAAAGUGGAGAGGACUGAAAUUAAGGAUGUAAGGCUGCCGGCUGGGCUUCAGCACUCUCUGGCUGUGGAAGCUGAGGCGCAGAGACAGGCCAAAGUGCGGAUGAUUGCUGCAGAAGGGGAAAAGGCUGCUUCUGAGUCCCUGAGGAUGGCAGCUGAGAUUCUGUCGGGCACCCCUGCUGCUGUUCAGCUUCGAUACCUGCACGCUCUUCAGUCACUGUCCACAGAGAAGCCGUCCACUGUGGUUUUGCCUUUACCAUUUGACAUGCUAAACCUUCUGUCUCCUCCUAGCAGCAGAGCACAAGGAAGCAUCAACUACCCAAAUUCUUCCAAACCUGUUGAACCACUAAAUCCCAAAAAGAAGGACUCUCCUAUGUUAUAGGGGUGCAUUGGCAAAAAGCAAUGUUAAUCUGCCAUAUAAAGCCAUAUCCCUGAGUGAGGCAUUCAGUCCUCCCUGCCCUUGUUUGAUUGCCAAACAGGAUGCCUUUUGAAUGUAUGAUGUCACAAGAUGGCCACGUGGAUGAGAACACAGUGAAAUGACAGUGGCAGAGAAGGCAUCUAACGACAGGUGGAUUAUCUCAUAGUAACUGCAGGAAGGAGAUUUAGAAUUUUGAAUCUACACGUGGUUCGAUUUUGAUUUCUGAAGACUUAGUUCAAAUAUCCUCCACUUCGUGUCACCUGGCUCCUUCAACAAAGGGGUUUGCAGAUCCUGCAGCCCCUCUGUGAGCACCUAGAGGCCUCUCCUUUUGGCAUUCUUCCAGACUCCCACUAAGCACAACUGCUGGCUUGUAACUUUUCCAGCCUAAAAUUCCAAACUCUCGCAAAAUAUGUUGUCCAAAGGUGUAAAAGCCUCUUAGCCAGACUUGUCAUGGUAACAAUCCCACUUCCUCAGAACCAGUUCUGUUCUAGUUUCAUUUCUGUUUCAUGAUAAAAUGUUCCAGCAACAAGAAACUUAAAAGGAGAAAAAAAAUUAUUUUAGCUCACAUUUCCAGGUUAUAGUCCAUCGCCGUAGGGAGUUAAGGCAGGAGCUUGAAGCAACUUAGCAUAUGUGGAAAUGCAGGCCGGAACCUGAAACAACUGGUCACAUCACAGUCAAGUGCAGAAAGAAAUUACAUGAUGCUUAGUUGCAUGAGUUCAGCUCAGUUUAUCUGCUCCUCCAGUUCACGGCUCUGGGUCUAGGGAAUGGUGUCGCCUACCAUGGGCUGGGUCUUCCCACAGUGAUUAACUUGAAACAGUCCCUUACAGACAUGCCCACAGGACAAACUAACGUCAAUAUCCAUCAUCAGUCUCUUCUGGGGUUAUUCUAGGUUAUUAUAUCAAGUUAGCAAACAAAACUAACCAUCACAUCUACAUAGCAAUGCCCUGUCUCCAAGCCAAAAACAAAUGAGUCACUUGUGCCAGCAUUUGAAAAAGUAAAGCCUAGACCAGUGGUUCUCAACCUUCCUAAUGCUCUGACCCUUUAGAGUUCCUCAAUUUGCGGUGACCUCCAACCAUAAAAUUAUUUUCAUUGGUACUUUAUAAUUAACUUUGCUACUGUUAUGGAUCAUAAUAUAAAUAUCUAUAUUUUCUGAUGGUCUCAGGCGACCCCUGUGAAAGGAGUUGACAACUGCUGGCCUAGAGGAUACAGAUAAAUGAUUAUUAUAUAUGGUUACCUAAUCCUAAUAUCUUCUAACUUUGAGUCCUGCUUGUGUUCUGUUUAUGACAUCUGUUCCAGGCACAGGCAUAGUUGAGAAAAUUUCAAAUAAAGUCCUAACUGCGUGUUGUCAUGUACAAUAUAUUUCAGUGUAUACAACUUUGUGCUAGAGAAUUCUCUUAUUGGUAAGAAAUUAUUCUGAUAACCAACCAGGGACAGGUGUCAGGAUGUUAUCCUUUAUGUAAUACAGAUUUUAUGGAUAUAAGAGUUACUACUGACAACAAAGAAUGAUAGAACAGAUGUGGGCACGUUCAUACUCUGUCUUUUAAAGGUACACCUGAAUGCAAUAUUGUAGAAAAUAAUCUUCACAUACAUAGUAUUUAUAGCUUAGCUUACAUAUACUGCUAAUGGUUUGUUCCCCGUUAGAGACCCUCCAUGGCCCAGGUGCUCCUUGGAGGAGAACACUGUUGAUACCAACAGAAAUUAACUUGACUUAGAGUUUCAAGAAGUGUAUGAGCCGAAACCUACAGAAUGAGGGGGAAAUAAAAGGAAUGAUAACAAGAGAAACGUAGACAUCAGUCACACAUCUCAAAAGUGUGGCUGGCCUCCCGCCCGGAGUCUAGCAUGGCUGGCUGACUGCCUUUGUCCUAACCAUCUCCACUUCUCCCCGUAUAAGCUGUUGGGGAUCAGACUGAAGAUGGGUCUGAGCUAUUAAACUGCUGUCAUCUCAGAUUGCUUGCUCUGUGAAUAAAGUAGGAUUUUAUGAUUCA